Messenger RNA from Microtus ochrogaster (prairie vole), 840 nucleotides. RefSeq names its product serine/arginine-rich splicing factor 7. Gene Ontology annotation, molecular function: zinc ion binding; RNA binding. The record is from RefSeq and is a predicted model, not a curated record. NCBI's taxonomy places the organism in Eukaryota, Metazoa, Chordata, Mammalia, Rodentia, Cricetidae.
UACACGAACCUGUCAUCAUGUCACGCUAUGGGCGGUAUGGAAGAGAAACCAAGGUGUAUGUUGGUAACCUGGGAACUGGUGCUGGUAAAGGCGAGUUAGAAAGGGCAUUCAGUUACUAUGGGCCCUUAAGAACCGUGUGGAUUGCCAGAAAUCCUCCAGGAUUUGCCUUUGUGGAAUUUGAAGAUCCUACAGAUGCAGAAGAUGCAGUUCAAGGAUUGGAUGGGAAGGUGAUUUGUGGUUCUCGAGUGAGGGUUGAAUUAUCAACAGGCAUGCCUCGGAGAUCUCGUUUUGAUAGGCCACCUGCAAGACGUCCCUUUGAUCCUAAUGAUAAAUGCUAUGAGUGUGGUGAAAAGGGACGGUAUGCUUAUGACUGUCAUUGCUAUAGCCCUCAAAGAAAAAGCAGGUCACAGUCUAGAUCACAUUCCCGUUCCAGGGGAAGGCGAUACUCUCGCUCACGCAGCAGGAGUCGGGGAAGGAGGUCAAGAUCAGCAUCUCCUCGAAGAUCAAGGUCUGUGUCUCUUCGUAGAUCAAGAUCAGCUUCACUCAGAAGAUCUAGGUCUGGUUCUAUAAAAGGUUCGAGAUCCCGUUCAAGGUCAAGAUCAAGAUCCAGGUCUAUUUCACGGCCAAGAAGCAGCCGAUCAAGAUCUAGAUCUCCGUCACCUAAAAGAAGCCAUUCCCCAUCAGGGAAUCCACGAAGAAGUGCAGGUCCUGAAAGAAUGGACUGAAGUUCUCAAGUUCACCCUUUAGGGAAAAGUUAUUUUGUUUACAUUAUUAUAAGGGAUUUUUUAUGUCUGUAAAAUGUAACCUAGGAAGGAUCAUCAACCAUCUAAUCAAAAUGGA